Messenger RNA from Amoebophrya sp. A120, 6698 nucleotides. The record is from the annotation of a GenBank genome assembly. NCBI's taxonomy places the organism in Eukaryota, Dinophyceae, Syndiniales, Amoebophryaceae.
AGCAAAAGAAAGUAAAGACUCAAGAUUUUUUAGGGUUUCCUUUUUUCUAGUAACUAACACUAAGUAAGCGGAGCCAGCAUUCGAGAUGUCGCGGACCAGAUCAAGCCACACGGCCUUGGCUGCGCUGUUGUUCUGCAGUGUCGCCCGACUACCGAUUGAUCUAACUUGCGCACUCUUGUUUACAUCUGCCGAGCGGCACAACUUUGGAUCUUCGGCCAUAGUAGUGGCGGACGUCACUUCAGAAGCGGAGGUUGAUUUCGAUAAGCAUGCCACAGCACAGGAUCAAUCCCAAUCCGCUCUGGCCGGAAGAGCCUCGUCCUUUUGGAGCUUCGAACAGGCGCUGGGACACUUGUACGAUGAAGCGGUCGACGCGCUCUCGGACGCAGAGGAGGUUUUUGCUGAGAAGUUGAAAACUCUGCAGCACACCAUCCAAGCGAAGUGGGCGGACGUGAAAGAACAUGCGGCCAAGUUUGCCUCCGAGAAACUGCUCCCGCUGGUAGAGAAGAGUGCCGAGUACUCCGCACAGAUGAAGCAGUUGUUCCAAGUCGCCCUGAAAUUCGGUCGCUUAGCCGAGGCCGGGUGGUUUGCUGUGCAGGAACUCGGCAUGAAUUUGGCCAAACUGCCGUCCGCUUUCUUCGAGUAUUUGGACUUGCAGUGCCGGUUUUUCGAAAAGACGCUGCCACCCCCGAAGUCCGCGAACGGGGAAAAGGUUGUCAGCUGGCGGCAGCGGAAGCAGGAUCUGUACCGGACGAUUGCCUACUCCGAUGCGGUCUACAAGGCGAGUGAAGAAGCGUUCCGGACGCGACUGCAGGACAACGCGGAGCAAAGUCGCGGGAGCGGGCCGCACUUCGCAUUCGGCUCCGGGUUUGACGCUACUUCCAAAAAUUCGGUCACGAUUCUCGCCGCCGACUACCAGUCGGAAAUGAAGGAACCGGCGUACAUCGUCGUCGCUGACAAAGACCGGAAAGCGCUCAUCCUCGCAAUUCGCGGGACCCAAGAUCUCGACGACGCCGCGACGGACUUGCGGUUUGCCACGGUGUCGGAGAAAUUUGCGGACACCUUCGAAUCCUGGUUUGGUGCGAACCUGUUGACGAAGCAGGAUCUGGAUGGCGAGAACUAUGGAUUGCAAAUAUGUCUGGGUCUGGAAUAGUGCAAGACUUGCCAUGCACAUUUUGCAUGACCCAUGAUGUCUGUGAUGCAUGCCCUAGCAUCACAGACUUUUUGAGGGCUUUCUGAUGCGUAUACUGCAUGACAAAUGCCCUCUCCGCGUAGCACAAAAUCGACUCCUCUUGCUGGUCAUGCAACACAGAUUUUUUUCGAAUCCGAAGACAGCAUCAGAAGUUGCAUCCUUCCAGACCCAGACAUAUUUGCACUCCAUAAGAACGCGCAUCCCGCGAUUUACGUCGCCGCAAAGACCCUGGCUGUGAUGCAUGCGAUUUACGUCGCCGCAGAUGUCUGUGAUGCAUGCCCUAGCAUCACAGACUUUUUGAGGGCUUUCUGAUGCGUAUACUGCAUGACAAAUGCCAUCAACCGCAGUAGAAGUCCUCGUGCGAGACUUCGUCCUCCGACACCUCCCCAGACCACGUUGUCUCACGUAGCAAAACGCAGCUCCUCCCCUCCUCCCGACGACCCGGAAUCUCGCCGUCGUGCCCUGGCGAAGCAGAUCGCGGAGUGGUGCCCAGGGUCGUAUACGUCUUAGUCCGAUCAUCCUGACCUACCGCUGUGGCCCACGUCUCUAAGGUGUACGUGGACACUCAUGGUAGCUGCCCGAUCUGUAGAUGGUGAAGGACUGUCCACACCACCAACCCCGCCUCUCCAGCCUACAACCGGUAAUCGGCGCCUGUUUUUCAUCUCAGCGGUUCUAUGGCAAAUCCGACAGCUCGAUUCCCCUCCGCCCGCCGAUAACCUCACGUCGCUUCAGCAGGGCCACCCGUCCCUCUGACUGAGCCGCGCCUUCACCCGCAUCUCGCGUGCUACGGGACCACCAUGCCCUCGUCUCGAAGACUGGCGUCCUGCUGUGUAACAACCCGUCAGUUCCCUGCAUUCCAGCGCCCACCAGCCAGUCCCAGUUUUGCAGUGGGGAGAAGCAUCAAGUAUCUUCCUUCCCAGAAACAGGCGCUCUAGCUCGUCGUUCCGUAAGCUCAUAAUCGGUUCCUCUUGGGUCGAGGCCUUUCCUCGGGGGUUGAUUUGGGCUUGGGGCGCCAGGCGUAUGGACGGCUUCGCAGCUACGUCGUGAUCGACAAACUGAGAUCGGCGAUAAUAGUUGUGUUGCUGGUCCUGUGCCAGUCGCGGGGCAUGUUCGGGUGUUCCGGGCCGUGCAAUGUGCACCCCUCGGACCCCGCACCCCCCCGGGCUUUAGUCGCGCAGUCUGUUAAGCAUGACAAAUGCCCUCUCCGCGUAGCACAAAAUCGACUCCUCUUGCUGGUCAUGCAACACAGAUUUUUUUCGAAUCCGAAGACAGCAUCAGAAGUUGCAUCCUUCCAGACCCAGAUAUUUUUGCAUUUUAUAAGAACGCGCAUCCCGCGAUUUACGUCGCCGCAAAGACCCUUAUUGCGCAGCAACCUGUCUCGGACUAGAGCAGUUGCUAGCAUGCUCCUGAGAUCAAUGAGAUCAGAGAUGUAGGAUCAAAGUACUAGCCUAGAGGGGUCACACGAGUAGGAUCAAAGUACUAGGAUCACUAGGACCACAUGGGUCACAUGGGUCACACAGGACAGCACACCACUAGAAUGGUGAUGAUGAUAAUCGUGCCAAUGGUAACAACGUACACACACAGUGCCAGAAUGGCUUCUGGUUUACGGGCCAGUAGCUGGAAGAAUAAAAAGCCCUUUCUCUCCGUAGUACCUACUAGGUAGGUGCUUAGAUAGUAACUCUGUUCUCUAUCUUCGGACAGCAUGCUAGUGAGCAUGCCUAGUCCCUGACGCUUGAGACGUCCACAGAGUUAUGAGCCCAACCAUUCCCCCAGUGGGAAAGGUAAGAACUACUAGCCCCCUUCCCCCGUAUAUGUCCCUGCACUAGAGCAGCGGACGAGCCACCCAUGCUCAGGGCUGUAGUCGCCUCCCUGUGUGGCUAUGCCGCACUUGGAGUGCCAGAGUAGCGCAAGGCGCUAGAAAGGGCAAAAGUCUCCUUGCUCAACAUCCGUCGACGACGCAUGUUGUAGCGAGUGCGAGACGUGAAAGUAGAAGUAAAAGAAGCAACACAACCAUGGUGGCGCAGCAGCGACCUCCAGAGUGUUGCAGUCGGCAGAUGUUGCUGCAGCGGUAGCUGCACGCAACUCCGGAAGACGCAGCACAAGUUGCAGCCAGAGCUUAGGCUGCAGCAGAAGCUCCUACAAGAAGUUGAGCUGGAUCAACCUCGCCAUACCGGUCACGUAUGACUGUUUCUCUUUCUGCUUGUAAAAAUCGAGUAAGCACAUUUUUGCUUGUCUUUGGUGAAUUGGCUUGGGUAGAAGAUGAUGCGCGAUCCCGAUGGAUCGCAGGUGCAAGCUUCUUGAUCUCCCGUUCUUAAUCUGCUUGCAGGGUCUCUAAUUGGAGAAGAUCUUCUGGGGAUCUGAAACACAUACGUCAACGACAGGGGCAAAUGAAGGGACGUGGUAUAGUAGCUUCGAAAUACAUCAUGAAAACACCACCCCGGAUGCCCCUGAGGACCUCAAAUCUUUCCAAAAAAGAAAAAGAUAGAAGUGGAGGCUUGCGCGUAAGGUGAAAGUAAGGUAAAAAAAAACAGAAGAAGUAUAUUUAUAAGUACAUUUUAGAAGGAAGGUGAACUUCAAGAUUUAAAGUUUUCCCCUAAGACAAAUGGCCCUGCGGAAGAAAGACAAGUGAAAGCUGUCAUAUGUCUUAUGUUUGCAUUGAUUCUCUGGAUGGCGAGAACGCGCAUCCCGCGAUUUACGUCGCCGCAAAGACCCUGCGAUUUACAUCGCCGCAAUCCGAAGAAGAGGUUCGCAAGUACAGCGAAAAAAUGCCGUGGGCGAAUAUUAACGUCGCUGCCACUUGGAAAAUACACAACGCCAGCAAGAAGUAGUGAGCCACAUGGUCGGGGGGCGCGGUUCCGGGUGUGUAGCCGUCCUAUGUCUUCCUCUCCGGACGACCCAAGUAGGGCUUCGCUCUUUACUAUGAUCAUCGUAUGUGCAGCGUGAAGAUGAUGCUACUUUAGCUCUUCCCUUUUGAGUAGACUGUAAUAUUGCCGCUUCUUAUGUCUUCAUUCAUAUGGACGCACUUUUAUUACGAUGUUCUUUGCCAGGUGCGUUUGAGGCUGCAAUCGGUAGGUGUCGUCGCCUCGCCCUGUGCGUGGGGUGGGCUAGGUUUCCCAAAUUCAUCUCCAUUGCGCGUAGCUUAUGUAGGGUUCUUUGGGUGCGUCGUUGCGUUUCGACUCCGUUUGGGGUGAGUCCACCACGCUUGGUUAGGGCUCUUGCACACCUCCGAUUCGGUAGAGGAGAUCACCCAAAGACGAUCAUCCAUAGAUGGUCUAUCUGUUGCUUGGUCAAAUGCAAAUAUGUCUGGGUCUGGAAGAGUGUAAACUUGUCAUGCAGGUUUCCCAUGACCCAUGAGGUCUGAAAUGCGGGACCUAGCAUGACAGAGUCUGUGAGGUCUCUGCCAUCGCCAUGCCUAUCCUGCAUGAGAAACCCCCUCCACACUUGGGAAAAAGAUCGGCAAAACGUGUCUGAAAGGGACACGCCGUUGGGUUGCCCGCCAUCGUGAUAGGAUCACCGUGUCUGAUCAUUAGACCCCCAGUAUACUUUUUAGCGCGCAACCGGCCACGCACGUAGUUCUUCGAGCAAGUUUGUAAGACUAACCCAUCAAGGCAAUACUGGAACUCCACCUUGCUCGCGGGCUUGGAUGGUAAGGCAGGUCAGCCACACAUAGCGCCCACUGGUUGUAGUCAUGCGUAAGCAAUCGAUAGCGGUUUAGCAGGUGCAGCCGGGUGGUAGUUAGGAAGUGGGCCGAGUCUCCACCUAGGGGUAUCGGCAGAGGCUAAAUCUGUUCUAACGCCCAGGUAUUGGCAGAGGCUAAAUCUGUUCUAACGCCGACCCGCCAGGAGUUAAAUGGUACUACUACUACUACUUCACUUGGUCGAAAUUGGACAGCUUUUGGUACUCAUGCAGCACAGAUUUCUGCAUGAUUCGGAUUUAGCAUGGCAGGUUGCAAUCUUCGAGGCCCAGACAUAUUUGCACUCCAUAAGAACGCGCAUCCCGCGAUUUACGUCGCCGCAAAGACCUAUGGAAGCUUCAGGAUUGAAAUCGUCAAAGUUGAAAUGAUUUGUGAUGCAUAAAACGGAUACCAGUUAGACCUACAGUUUGUAGUCGGUGCGUGACAAAUUUUCCCGGUCCUGGAAGCGAGUCUGUCAUGCGGUUUAGGGCAAAAGAGCUGCCUUCUGUCAUCCUAGUCAGCAGUCCAACUUUUGACCCUUGCCAGGACUAUACUCUGCCUCCCGUGCGUCCUCUGCAAUAGAGUCAAUUUCUGUGUCGCAUUUUAUGCAUGGCAAAUCAUUUCAACUUUGACGAUUUCAAUCCUGACACUCCCAUAAGACCCUGGCGGACAAAGCGUCCGAGCCGGUGCGCAAGUUUUUACAAGAAGGGGACAACGCCGAGACUUUCAACACCGUCAUCGUCACGGGCCACUCGCUCGGGGCCGCGACAGCGACGUGGGUGUACAAGCUGUGGAGUGAUAGUGUGGAAUUUGGUCCAAAUAUCACCGUGCUGGGGUAUGCACACGCGAUUCCCGGCGUCGUGGACGGAAACACACACUUCCCCUUUGACACUUUUCUCGGCACGGUGGCGGGCGACGACGCCGUGCCGCGGCUGAACUCCCCGCAACGCGUCGCCUACGUGAUGGCAAAGGAGCUGGCAGUGCUGUUGCGCAUCAAGAGGGAGCGCGGGGACGAUGACAUCCAGGAGACAGCGCAGAAGAAAUCAUUGUGGCUCGAUAUCCAGAAAGCGCAGAAAAAGUUUUUUCACAAAAAAACCUGGCGCCCGGCCGGAGAAAGCGUGCUGUAUUUGCCGAACGAAGCGGAAGACAAGCCGGAAUGCGUGCAAGAAGGAGGUGGUAAUAGUAGUACCCGACCUCCCCGACAGAUCUACAUCCUCACCUCGCCGGAAGCGUUUGACGAGUUGGAGUUUUCUGCGACCAUGCUAACAGCGCACAAAGCGAGCAAUUACUUGAAGAAAUUGCUGCUCGUGCUGGCACCGGUGGACGGUAAACCACAAGCGACAUCAAACGUUGUCGCGCCUAACGCUUUUCUGCUCGUGGAUGACGGCGAAGCACAUGCGGAAAAAGUGUCUGCGGACACGCCUGCGUCGUUGCGGGGUUCGCGUUGAACGGUAGUAGGAAACGGUGCAAGUAGAUGAAAAAAUGUGUAGCAAUCUGCAGGAUGUUGAUCAAGAAGUUUAAGGACCACAGAAAAAAGGGCUCAUCACAGGGGUCUCGGUCUCGUCGUCAGUUUCAAUUCAUGGUCUUCUUGGUGACUUCUUCAAAAGACAGUUUGUAACUUGUUGAGUAUCCCAGCAGUUAUUGAGCAUCCCGGUAUUAUUGUAAGAUUCAAGAAAGCAUCAAACGCGAAAUCUGGACUUGAAGGCACUUAUCACUUGGGAACCUCAACCUCUGAGGCGAGAGAAGUGUGUACUAGUCACACGAAUUAAUAGCGCGGUUGUCUGAUUGUUGACCGCGCAGGAGGUCUGCCUGUUCGUCUUGUUGCGGUGGAUGGAG